Vicia villosa (hairy vetch) is the source of this 1723-nucleotide messenger RNA. RefSeq names its product ankyrin repeat-containing protein BDA1-like. The coding region runs from base 30 to 1469 and encodes 479 amino acids. The transcript has 2 exons. Gene Ontology annotation, molecular function: protein binding. The record is from RefSeq and is a predicted model, not a curated record. NCBI's taxonomy places the organism in Eukaryota, Viridiplantae, Streptophyta, Magnoliopsida, Fabales, Fabaceae.
CACAUCACUCAAAACUUAAAUUAUCAAACAUGAACACAAAAAUUGGCGACCAACUGAAACUUUCAGUUGAAACAGAUAACAUAGAACUCCUCUAUGAAGUAAUUCAAGAUGAUCCAUCUAUUUUGGAAACCAUAGAUAAACACCAAUUUGUAGAUACUCCUUUGCAUAUCGCUGCAGCUUGGGGUCAUCUCGAGUUUGCCACUGAAAUUAUGAAUUUGAAACCUUCAUUUGCUACCAAGCUAAAUUUGCAAGGAUACAGUCCCAUUCAUCUUGCUAUGAACCGCCUCCAUUAUCUUGUUAUGGACAGCCUCACAAAUCCUGCUACAGACAGCCCCACUCGUCUUGCUAUGGAAAGCAGUGUUGUUUUUCAAAGGGCGAUGGUGUCUAAAUUGGUUGACAUCAAUAAAGAUCUUGUUAGAGUUAAAGGAAGAAAAGGCUUGACUCCACUUCAUUUUGCAUGUCAAAUUGGUGAUGUUGAACUUUUAGCUGAAUUCCUCACUGCUUGUCCGGAUUCCAUUGAAGAUGAAAAUGUGAGUGGUGAAUCUGCAUUGCAUAUUGCUGUUAUCAAUCAUCAGUUUAGGGCCCUUCAAGUACUUGUUGGCUGGCUUAAAGAAAAUUAUUACAGUGGUGCUAGAAGGCUGGAAGAGAAAUUACUCAACCAUAAAGACAAAGCAGGCAACACUGUUUUGCACAUAUCAGCACUUAGUGAUGAUCCAAAGUUUCUUCAAUUUCUGGUAAAGACCGGCCAAAUAAAGUUGAAUGCAAAGAACUUGCAACAGGAAACAGCAUUAGAUUUAGCAAAAAAUCAAAAGUUCCAGAUAAUACUAAAACGUGCUAAAGCAAAACAUGGAUCAGAAGUCAGUCGUGCUCCAACACAUGCAGAAGAAAUAACAUCAAAGAACACGAUUAUCGAUAACAUGAUACCUUGGAUACGUAGAACUAUAAAUGAUAUAACAGAGGAACAGCGUAACACUUGGUUAGUAGUUGCGACUCUCGUUGCAACUGCAACCUUUGAAUCAGCGCUGAAUCCUCCCGGUGGAGUUUUCCAGGUUAGUGCAAGUGGUGACAACAAUGUGAAAACUACUACAUAUGGUUUUUUUUCUGUCCAAGGAAAUGCUGGAAAAUCGAUCUUGUCAAGAGAUAGUUUCAUGGUUUUUUCAUUAGCGAAUAUGCUUUCCUUUUGUGUAUCAAUUAUAGCAAUACUAAUCCUGACCCCAGGUGGAGCAGUAGGCCGCCUAGUGAUACUUCCAGUGGGUUUGUUUGUUUGUUGCUAUCUAAUUGCUAUGCCGGCGAUAUCUCCUACACAUGCCAACACCACUAUUCUUUACAUCCCUAUGUAUUCAAUUGUAUUUCUCCUGGCUUUAUAUUUUACUUUUAUAAUGUGCAAAGAUACUAUAUGGAGGAGAUCAAAAAGAGGUACAUGGGAUAAAGAAAGAGAAAAAAGGAAACCACAAGGCAUCAAAGCUUGAUUUUGAUCGGGUGAGGAUUCCGUAACUUUGUGGUGGAAAAUACCAUGACUUUAAUGCAUUUUGAAUUUGUGUUGUUUAUGUUAAAAAAUAAUAAAGAAGAAAUAAUAUAGAGAAUGAGAGAAAGAGGGACUAGGAGAGAGAUAGAGACAAAGUUGGCUCACCAAAGUCACCCAAGCCUGAUUCAGAUCGACAACUCAAACCGCUGUAGCCCACAUUUUGACAAUAUUGUUUCAUUGUUGUUUGAAAUUUGUAGU